UUCCCGGAAAAGGGCAUAGGACUUCACCGCAUUCCUUUUUAUGGAUCAGAAGAUCCUAUAGAAAAGAAAAGGAGGAAAAAGAGGCUAGAUUUUGUCGCUUUAAAACGAGCGAAAUGCCCAAUAUCAAAGAUGUCGAGCAUUUGUUCGCUGUACUUCAUACCUGAAGAUUUUACCAGACGGUAUACUAGUUUGCAAGGGCAAACAAGUAGACUGGUGUCUGUCGAAGUUGGUGUGUUUGUUUUUCCUUCUGUUCAUCUUUCUGAAAGACAGAUGAAAGAAAGUGCGCCUUCUGAAGGGAAUCGUAGACAGGUUGUUAGAGAUAUUUCUUCUAGGACAGAAGCAGGUCCUUGCUCUUCUAGUCAAACACUUUUGGAGCUGCAAGUGCUACCUCUUUAGAAGACAGUGAUACUGAUGUUGAAUUUGUUGAUGAUGUCUUGCAAGUUCAAACAAUUGCAGUACAAGCAGAAGUACAGACAAUAUGUUCAAUACAAAGAAAACAUGAGGCAAUUGAAGAGAAGGAUAGAAAGCAAGAAUGCUAUUAUCCAACAACUUACUAAAGAAAAAAAGAAAUUACGUAAACUGGUUGGAACAGUAGUAAAAUGUGUCAAGGUGGAUAAUCAGAAUGAGGAAGAAAAGCAGGAUGGUAGUGAUGAUGAUAACAUGGAUAUGGAUAUUGACAUUGGCAGUGAGAUGGAAAAUGAAGGUUCUGACAACUAUGACAUUGAAACUGAUUCUUCCCAAAGUAAAGAGCUAGAAUCGGAAGAUGAAACAAACCAGUCAAAAAAGGUGAACAAAGAAGAAAGCAACCUCAGGAAGCAACCAAAGUUUAUUGUCACCCUGCCACAGCUGUUGCUCCUGUUUAAAAGAAACGAGGCGGGAAGUAGUCCAGCCAUGGAAUACAUCAGUUUUCAAAGAUGUAUGGAUUACAUGCUGAAUUGUAAAUAUUUCUACCAUGGUGACAGACUGCCACAAUUCAAUACAGAAGCACAUGCGUGAGAAUCUGAAUAAAAUAACACAUUAUUUUGACCUAUGGCACAUUAAGAAAAGUUAGUACAGUUAUUGUAUAAAAGAUGUAGGUUGUGUUCUGUUUCGUCAUUGUGGCUAAGUUCAGCAGCUAACCGAAAACCAUCCUUUAAGGUCUUU
Xenia sp. Carnegie-2017 is the source of this 1143-nucleotide messenger RNA. RefSeq lists its product as uncharacterized. The transcript has 7 exons. Bases 412 to 996 code for a protein of 194 amino acids. NCBI's taxonomy places the organism in Eukaryota, Metazoa, Cnidaria, Anthozoa, Malacalcyonacea, Xeniidae. The record is from RefSeq and is a predicted model, not a curated record.